Saccharomycopsis crataegensis is the source of this 1176-nucleotide messenger RNA. Its product is annotated as glycosyltransferase family 32 protein. The record is from RefSeq and is a predicted model, not a curated record. Gene Ontology annotation, biological process: mannosyl-inositol phosphorylceramide biosynthetic process. The transcript has a single exon. The coding region runs from base 1 to 1176 and encodes 391 amino acids. NCBI's taxonomy places the organism in Eukaryota, Fungi, Ascomycota, Saccharomycetes, Ascoideales, Saccharomycopsidaceae. Gene Ontology annotation, molecular function: mannosyltransferase activity.
AUGAAGAAAGAAUUACGCUUCCUUAUAUGGACUCACGUUGUGGUGAUAUUGUUCUUAGUCUUCCAAGUUAGGGACUUGAUCACUCUUAUUUACGAUGAUACUUUCCAAGACUCGCUAUCAAGUGUCGACGUUAAUCCCCCAGAAGGCACUGCCAAACUCGAAUUAAUCCCAAAAAUCAUCCAUCAAACCUAUAAGACCGCUGACAUCCCUGAAAAAUGGAAGGAGGGUCAACAGAGUUGUAUUGACUUGCACCCAGAUUAUCAAUAUAUUUUAUGGACAGAUGAAAUGGCAAGAGAGUUCAUCGCUGAUAAUUAUCCUUGGUUCCUCAAAACUUUUGACGGCUACAAAUUCCCAAUCCAAAGAGCGGAUUCCAUCCGUUAUUUUAUCCUCAACCAUUUUGGUGGUAUCUAUAUCGAUCUUGACGAUGGUUGCCAACGUAAAUUGGAUCCUUUGCUCACAGUUCCUGCGUUUGUUAGAAAAACCGCGCCAUCAGGGAUAUCUAACGAUGUCAUGGGUAGUGUUCCCCGUCAUCCAUUUUUCCAAAAAGUUUUGGACAACUUGGAAAAAUACAAUUAUAACUACAUUGUACCAUACAUUACCGUCAUGUACACUACUGGUCCUCUUUUCCUUUCAGUUAUUUGGAAACGUUAUAAGAGAUGGGGUGUUCCUGAAGGCGGUGUGGUUAGAAUCCUCCAACCAGAUGACUACAAGAAGCAUCCAUACUCAUUCUUCAAGAUCGCUAAAGGUGAUUCCUGGCAUCGCGGUGAUGCUCAAUUCAUUAAAAGUCUUGCUGGUCAUAUCUUUGAAUGUGUUGUUGCUGGUACUGCCCUCGUACUUUUCAUCUUUUAUUUGGAAUACAAACUUUAUGUGUGGCUUCAAAAUGGUAACUAUGUGAAGAUCAGAAAUCUGAUUUGCCGUGUUUUGCAUUUGUCAAUCAAAGAUGAAGACUCUGAGAUCCCUUACUUUGUUAUUGCUGAUUCUAGCGAAGCAAAUAUUCAUCGUCGAACACCUUCUGCCACUAAUGAUAAUUCGCGAAACGGGAUGUUGAAGCUUGUGGGGCUUCAAGGCAACAUUUUGGAUCAAUUCCUUGGCGGCCGCAAACUUAACCGUAAUAGAAAAGACUCUAACAUCAUUUUGCCAAAUGUUGACAUUGAGCUUAAUUUCACUGAUAACUAG